Messenger RNA from Zeugodacus cucurbitae (melon fly), 3219 nucleotides. It is a transcript of the gene Mtpalpha, whose product is annotated as trifunctional enzyme subunit alpha, mitochondrial. The record is from RefSeq and is a predicted model, not a curated record. NCBI's taxonomy places the organism in Eukaryota, Metazoa, Arthropoda, Insecta, Diptera, Tephritidae. Gene Ontology annotation, biological process: fatty acid beta-oxidation. The coding region runs from base 150 to 2477 and encodes 775 amino acids. The transcript is spliced from 5 exons. Gene Ontology annotation, cellular component: mitochondrial fatty acid beta-oxidation multienzyme complex; mitochondrion. Gene Ontology annotation, molecular function: long-chain (3S)-3-hydroxyacyl-CoA dehydrogenase (NAD+) activity; NAD+ binding; enoyl-CoA hydratase activity.
GCAAAAUCUUCUGGCAAGCGGAAACGUUGUUUUUAGGCCAGUCAAAGAAUACGAAUAUAUUGAUUGUGUGAUUUUGUUGAUAAAAUAUUAGUUAGUAAAUAAGAUUUAAAAAUAAAUUUAAAACUCAACAAACGAAGAUUUUUUACGUGAUGUCAGCUAAUCAACUGUUAAGGGUCCCAAGAUUCAUUUCGAGGGCAAACCUUCCUUUUCGGCUUGCUGGAUUAAUGAAUACGAAAAGGUUUGCCUCUGGUAUUAACAAUGAUAUUGGAAAAGACCUACGAACAAAAAUUGUGGAUGACGUUUUAGUUGUUACUUUAGAUUUACAAAAUGCAAAAGUAAAUUCUAUUAAUGUAUCCAUGACCUCUCAGUUUAAGUCAAUUUUAAAAGAGCUAGAAACAAAUAGCGCUAUCAAAUCAGCUGUAGUAAUUUCUGGUAAACCAGGUUGCUUCAUUGCUGGGGCUGAUAUAGGCAUGUUGGAAAAAUGUAGAACCUCAGAAGAAGGCACAAAUAUUUCGAGAGAGGGACAAGAAUUUUUCAAUCAAUUGGAAAAUAGCAGAAAACCAAUUGUAGCUGCUAUAAAUGGAGUAUGUCUUGGUGGAGGCCUUGAACUAGCUUUGGCGUGUCAUUAUCGCAUAGCAACAAAAAAUCGAGCAACAAAACUGGGUACACCAGAAGUUUUAUUAGGUCUUCUUCCCGGGGCUGGUGGUACAGUGCGACUUCCGAAGCUUACUUCCGUACCAACAGCUUUAGAUUUAAGCCUUACGGGAAAACAAGUAUCUGCCGAUAAAGCGAAGAAAAUGGGACUGGUAGAUCUGUUGGUUAAUCCAUUAGGACCAGGAUUAGCGCCAAUUGAAGAAAACACUAUUCAAUAUUUAGAAGAAAUUGCUAUCCAAGCAGCAAAAGACAUUGCCAGUGGAAAAUUAAAGGUAAACCGUGGCAGUAACAGUUUCAUGGAUAAAGUAAUGGAAACCUUAAUGAGUAUAGACUUUGUUAGAAACAAGAUAUUCCAAACUGCCCGAAAGCAAGUUAUGAGAUUGUCAAAUGGUCUUUACCCUGCACCUUUAAAAAUAAUUGAUGUUAUACGAACCGGUAUCGAAAAAGGAUCCUCAGCUGGAUAUGAUGCUGAAAGCAGAGCAUUUGGAGAACUUGCUAUGACACCAGAAUCCAAAGGUCUUAUUAGUCUGUUUCGUGGUCAAACAGAAUGUAAAAAGAACCGUUUUGGGAAACCACAGUCAGAUGUUAAAACUGUUGGGGUGUUAGGUGCUGGACUUAUGGGAGCAGGCAUUGCCCAAGUAUCAGUUAACAAUGGCUAUCAAGUGUUUCUUAAAGACACAUCAAGCAACGGACUUGCACGAGGAGUGGAACAGAUUCAAAAAGGAUUAGAUGGUCAGGUGAAGCGAAAAAGAAUUAGCCGUGUGGAAUGUGAUCAAUUAAUAUCAAAUUUAAAGCCCACACUUGAUUAUGAAAAGUUUAAAAAUGCAGACAUUGUUAUAGAGGCAGUAUUUGAAGAUCUAAAGGUCAAACAUGCAGUAAUAUCAGAAUUAGAGAGUGUAGUGCCUCCCCAUUGCAUAAUCGCGACCAAUACAAGUGCCAUACCUAUCAAAAAUAUCGCUGCAGUAUGCACAAGACCUGAAAACUUGAUAGGUAUGCAUUACUUUUCACCUGUUGACAAAAUGCAAUUACUCGAAAUAAUUACACAUCCGAACACGUCUAAGGAAACAACUGCUAAGGCUGUGGCUGUAGGCCUUAAACAAGGAAAAGUAGUGAUUACAGUAAAUGAUGGCCCCGGAUUUUAUACAACCCGCAUUUUAUCAACCAUUUUAUAUGAAGGAAUCAGGCUUAUUCAAGAGGGCGUGGAACCAACUGAACUUGACAGUUUAACAAAAAAGUUUGGUUUUCCAGUAGGCGCUGCUACGUUAUUUGAUGAAGUUGGAAUAGAUGUGGGUGCUCACAUCGCUAUUGAUUUGGCCAAAGCAUUCGGAGAACGUUUCAGUGGAGGAAAUUUAAAUUUGAUGCAAGAUUUGGUUCUAGCAGGAUUUUUGGGUAGGAAAUCCGGCAAGGGCAUAUUUAUUUACGAUGGAGCUAAAGCAAAGGGCAGUCGUCCAGUAAAUAUGGAUUUCCUCAGCAUUGUAAAGGAGAAAUAUUCUCUUGUUUCAAAGGGAGCAAAUACGACUGAAGACUUAACCUUACGAAUGGUAUCACGUUUUGUGAAUGAAGCUAUUCUCUGCCUUGAAGAAGGAAUUUUGGCUAAUCCUUUAGAAGGUGAUAUUGGUGCCGUAUUUGGUUUAGGUUUCCCUCCAUUCUCAGGUGGACCAUUCCGUUGGGUCGAUCAUUAUACAGCAUCAAAAUUAGUAGAGAAGAUGAAAUCAUAUGAAGAUUUGUAUGGUAUCGCAUUUAAGCCUUCACAAACAUUACUGGAUAUGGCGAAGGAUUCCUCGAAGAAAUUCUACCCAAACACUGAAUCUUCUAAAUUAUAAUUUAAACUUUUAUAAGCACACUAUAAAGCCUCUAUCAAUACAUAAAAACGCAACAUUAUACAUGCAUAAAAUGUUUAAAUAUUUAUAGAAGAACAAAUUUUUUUACUUCAAAAAUUCACUACUCACUUUGAAUCAAUUCUACAGUUUUGGAAAAAAAUAAUUAAAUCUACAUCUCCUUCUGCAUUAAAACGAAAUUGUUAAUUAUGUACGAAUUUUAUUUACAUACAUUAAACCAACAUAUAUAGAGAACUGAUAACGAUACUUUGCCCUCCUUUUUUAGUUGAUUUCGCAUAUAAUAUUUACCAGCAUUUGCGGUCAUAUUAGUGAAUGUUUAAGAAAAAAAUAUAAGCAAAUAAUUUGCGUUUUUUUAUAUAGCUUUCGUAAAAAGGGGAUUAGAUUAAAUAGUUUAAAGUUUAGUUCAAAAUUUCCAAUUUACGUUAUUCAAUUCUGUUUUUAUAUUCAGAAUAGGUCAAUAAAAUAAAAAAAUAACAAAUAAAAGAAAAAACGAAAGCUUUGAAAGUGAAUAUAUUUUUUUUUCGACACUGUGUGUUAUUGUAUUCAUUGCCUGAAGGCAUGUUAAGGUUAAAAAGGAGAUCAAGGCUUGUACUUUAUGAGUUCUCUUUUUGAACUAAAAAAACUACACCGUAUCAACUUAUGAAAUAAUUCUAUGUAUGAAAAAAGUGAUAUAAUUCGAUAAUCUGAAGCAAUAAAAUAAAUUCGAAUUUUUACAAUAAAGAUUUAA